CGCUCCAAGUUAGUUAGUUAGUCUCUCGGUACCAAACAUGCUCAUCAUCACAUCAUGCUUAAAGAAGUGGGUUUAAUGUCUUGUCCCCCUUAUUGACGCCCGUCACGAUGAGCGGCCUUUGCAGAGAAGUCGUCACUCUUCAGCUGGGACACUAUUCAAACUUUGUCGGGACUCACUGGUGGAAUUUACAGGAUGCGUCUUUAUCGUACGAUGCGGAGUCGCCUCUGGGUGAGAUCCAGAGCGAUGUCGUGUUUCGUGAAGGAGAGACUCUGGGCGGACACGUCACCUACACACCACGACUCAUCGCAAUGGAUCUCAAAGGAAGUCUUCGGACUCUGCGGAAGGAGGGAAGUCUGUACGACGCAGGCAAAGACACGUCUGCUGUCACAUGGGAGGGAAGCCUCAUGAUGCACAAAGAAAGUCCUCCGGAAAAGAACUCCUUUCUGGAAGAUCUGGACAAGUUUGAUAAUGGGGAAAUACUCGCAGAGGUAGAUUUUUCCUCCAGCUCUAAGCCUCAGUGCUCAGCAGCGGCCUCGGUGAGUGUGGACACGGUGAACAGUCGCCUGGAUCGAAUCCAAAGGGGCUACAGGCUGGAGGGCAGCGUCGAGGUCUGGUCCGACUUCCUCAGGAUCCACCUGCACCCGCGCACCAUCUCCGUCAUCCACCAGUACAACCACCACGGGGAGGCGGAUCGUCUGGAGGCUUUCGGCCAGGGAGAGUCUCUGCUGCAGGGCUCGGUGCUCGAGGAGCUGGAGGACAGGCUGCACUUCUUUGUGGAGGAGUGCGAUUACCUUCAGGGUUUCCAGGUUUUCUGCGACCUGGCUGAUGGAUUCGCAGGUCUGGGGUCAAAGGUCACAGAGAUGCUGCAGGACUCUUACGGCGGCAGAGGCAUCCUAACCUUUGGGUCAGCUCCCGUCAGUCACCCUGAUUCAACUCCCGUGAAGGACUUGUACCACGUGUUGAACUGCGCGUUAGGGACGGUCCACAUGGCCAAUCACAGCUCCUUCUUCUGCCCGUUGACCCUGCGGGGUGGACUGGGAAGACGACCGUCCAGUCCCACCGCGUUCACCCACCUCAGUUACAAUCCCUCGCUGUGGUACCACUCCAGCUCCGUCUUGGCCUUGGCCCUGGACGCCCUGACUGUCCCGUACAGGUUGAGGAGCAACAGCGUCCCCAUGUGGCAGGUGGCGGACACGCUGGCCGUCUCGGGGAGGAAGGUGGUGGCCGCUUACGGCGCCGUCCCCUUUCCCAUGAUGCACGGCGCCUCCCUGCCCGACGCCCUGAGCUCGUGCGCCGAUGCGUUGCCCUGGAAACCGUUGUCGGCUUGCUCCGAACCGGGGGACGGACGAUGCUACGGCCAGUGGGCGACGUUCAGAGGCCUCGAGGGAGAGAAGUUACUCAGCUCUCUGGCUCCGGGGACUAAACCACCGACUCCUCUGCACAGUCUCCACAGCGGGGAGGACGUCCUGGCUUCCUACAUCGCAUCUUUCUAUCCUACGUCUCCUCUGGCUCUGCAGCUGGUGUCUGCUCCCAGUAAGCUGACGCCUCCUUUCCCUCAGAUAUUCAGCCAGUCUCUCGGUGCUCAAGGUUUCCUGCAGAGCCCGCCGCCCCCGUCUGGCUGUCUGGCCCCCGCCGUCGCCUCCGCACCCGUCUUGACGUCCCUCCAGUCGGGGCCCGCCCUCGAACCCUUUCUGUCCGAGCUGCACCGCGGCGCCAGCGCUUUCGACAUCCGCCGCGUGGCCCCCAGCUUCCUCGCCCAGGGGCCCGAGAUAGGCGACUACCAGGAGGCCCUGGAGGAGCUGCGUCUGCUGGCUCGGUGUUACCGCGACGACAGCACCGGCAUGAGCCGCUCCUCGUCUGAGGAGGACGACGACGACGACUAAUAAUAAUAAAACGCGUCCGCGCUCUGGACGGAUGUUUGCUAACGUGACUGAUAUCGACUUCAUUUGCCAGCAUGCGCUCACUCAAGUUACUGAAUAGUUGAGACUGACUGAGCAAAGCUGCACGGUGCUGGUGAGUAUUGAGAAGUUAGAUCCAUGUGUGUAAGGACUGUUUAUAUGUAAGUAAAUGUAUUUUAUACACACUAUAAAAUGACUGUAUGAAGAUAUGUUGUUGUCUCGUCUCUGUAAUGAGUUCAGAUGUCGACAGUGGCACAUAUUUAACUUCAUUGCUGCAGCCUGGAGUGACGAUUAAGUUUUAUAUUAAACUAUUCAAUAACAAAA
Mugil cephalus (flathead mullet) is the source of this 2222-nucleotide messenger RNA. RefSeq names its product misato mitochondrial distribution and morphology regulator 1 (gene msto1). Gene Ontology annotation, biological process: mitochondrion distribution. The record is from RefSeq and is a predicted model, not a curated record. Lineage: Eukaryota; Metazoa; Chordata; Actinopteri; Mugiliformes; Mugilidae. The transcript is spliced from 14 exons. Gene Ontology annotation, cellular component: cytoplasm. Bases 108 to 1883 code for a protein of 591 amino acids.